This is a messenger RNA of Anopheles cruzii, 351 nucleotides long. Its product is annotated as cytochrome P450 4d10-like. The annotation marks the transcript as partial. Gene Ontology annotation, molecular function: oxidoreductase activity, acting on paired donors, with incorporation or reduction of molecular oxygen; heme binding; monooxygenase activity. NCBI's taxonomy places the organism in Eukaryota, Metazoa, Arthropoda, Insecta, Diptera, Culicidae. The transcript has a single exon. The record is from RefSeq and is a predicted model, not a curated record.
AUGUUCUUCAUACCAGCAAUCGUUGUGCUAGUGGCGCUUUUCUGGUUCUGGGCCCGAGUGACCCGCAGCUCCGUGAAGGAUAUUGGUGGACCCAGAAGCUAUCCGCUCAUCGGCUGUUCGCAUCUGUUCAUGGGCUCCGAGGAGCGUACGUUCAGUGUGGUGUGUGAGCUGUACCGGAAGUACGACAAAAUGUUCCGCCUUACGCUCGGACCGAAGACGAUCCUGUGCCUCUCGGACCCAGACAUCAUCCAGCAGGCUCUUACAUCAGUCUCGAGCCAGAACAAAGCUUUCUUCUAUCGGUUCCUGGAGAUGGACUAUGGCCUCGUGUCUUCGCGCUGUACGUAUUCGGAC